AUGGACUUCAUCGUCCACAAGAGCACGGUCAGCAACGACCAAAUCUCUCUUGAGGACCGCGUUCAGGUCCUCGAGUCUGAGAAAAAGAAAAACCUGAUGACCAAGAGUCAGGUAAAAAACUUGAUCCAGGCCGCCUUGGCUCAGCACAAGGCGGACCAUGAGAACCUCAAAAAGGAGGUUGGAACCAAGAGUCAAGAGCUGGAGGAGGUUGGCAUCAAGUGUCAAGAGCUGGAGGAGAAGGUAGAGGUGCUGGCGUCGGAGAACGAGCGCCUGAAGCUUGCUGUCCAAUGGAGCAAGUGCCUCGUCUUCGGACUGAUUUUUGCUGCCAUAGCAGUGGCGAUGGUGACUAUCUGGCACUUCACUGGAGACGGGCUCACCGAGUGGGCCCGUCAUCCAAACGAAGUCCCAGAAUGGCUGGUGGACUACCUCAAGCUCCGCCAAACCAUCACCAUCGAGCCCCCUCUCCAUUGGCUAGACAAGGCCAAGCUUGGUGUCUCGAACUUCGUGAUACAUACCUUCUCUUUGCCGCCUCUUGAUCAUCUACCAACGCCUCCAACGCCGAUCAAGGUCACGGACGUUUUAGGUGAUCUUGGGGCCAAAUUCUGGCAUGCAGUUCUCAGCGCCAACAAGGACUGGAUCUGCGGGUCGACGAUGCCGACUUCUUGGAAACAGAAAGGCUCGCAGAUCAUUUUGGUGCUCUCUGGCAAUUGGAAGGAAGAAGUCUCGAAGACGAUCGCUUUGUGGCUCUCCAAGAGCUGGAAGGAAGCAUUGUCCAAGACGAUCGCUUCACUGCUUUCCGGAAACUGGAAGGAAGCAGGUUCCGCGAUCCUCACUCUCUGGCAUCAUGCAGACGAAGCAAGCGCGGUCGCUGAAGUUGCUGAAGUUGCCGAAGCUGCCAAAGUUUCCGGUUGGAUCAGUGCGGUGGCACUACAUGUGCCAAUGAUCUUUGCCUGA
This is a messenger RNA of Ceraceosorus bombacis, 954 nucleotides long. NCBI's taxonomy places the organism in Eukaryota, Fungi, Basidiomycota, Exobasidiomycetes, Ceraceosorales, Ceraceosoraceae. The record is from the annotation of a GenBank genome assembly.